Messenger RNA from Actinia tenebrosa (Australian red waratah sea anemone), 1361 nucleotides. RefSeq names its product dynein light chain Tctex-type protein 2B. Gene Ontology annotation, biological process: microtubule-based movement. Gene Ontology annotation, molecular function: dynein intermediate chain binding. Lineage: Eukaryota; Metazoa; Cnidaria; Anthozoa; Actiniaria; Actiniidae. Gene Ontology annotation, cellular component: cytoplasmic dynein complex; cytoplasm. The record is from RefSeq and is a predicted model, not a curated record.
ACCACAGGGGUCCCAACUUAUUAUCCAAGAUCCCUUGCGAUGCAUGGUCGCUUUGGUUACCAUCAAACAUCGGUGGCGGCCAUUUUGAAACCGUGGGGCAACAAAAACAAGAUAAAUAGGAGGAAAAUUAAAAGAGAAUUCCUUCGUAUCAGAACAUGUCCGAAGACUUAGCAAACUCUUAUGCUAUACGGCCGAACUUUAAGCAAAAAUUUAGACCUGCAGCUGUAAAAACUCUGAUACACGAUGUUCUGAAUGAAGAAAUUGGAAAUAAAAAAUACGACCCUGAAGAUUCAAAAGACUGGCCUAAAUUAGUUAGUGAUGCACUGUUGGUAAAAUUGAAAGAGCUUGAGCUUGAUAGAUAUAAAUUUGUUGUACAAGUUGUGAUUGGUGAACAGAGAGGAGAGGGAGUCAAUGUUGGCUGUCGAUGCUUAUGGGACUCAGACACUGAUAACUUUGCUCAAGACCUAUUAAUGACUGACACAUUCUUCUGCGUGGCUGCUGUUUACGGCGUAUUUUAUUACUAAUAAUAUCCUAAUAUUAUCUUUUCAUGUAUUGUAUAUACCAUGCACGCAAUUGAUUGUAAAUAGCGUAUUAAACCAAUUUUCUCCAGCGGUCUAAGAUAUUCUAGUAUGUAUAAAAACAUCAACUGCAGUGUGUAAUGCCAUAUAGCCAUGUCGGUUCAGAAACGCCCUCGGGCUAGCGGGCUAGAGAGUUUAGUUCACUGUACUCUAAUUAUUUUUUUGUCGUGAUCGGACGCGGUUGUUGCUUGUUUGUUUUUCGUCUGUUUUUAUUAUCAUUCUUUUUAGAGGUGUUUCUUUUUGAUCAGUCAUCUUCCUAGUGUUACCCGACUCCAGUAGCAGGUCCACUAGGGGUGGUUACGUGGGUGCCAUAGAACCCCCCUUUAGUAAGAUCUUGUGAAGCUAAUCAUGCUCUUUACGCUCAGUAGAAUGAAAUUGGAAUCCCCUCUGUGAAGCUGAUCACGCCAGCUUUUUCUACCAUCGAAUUGUAUUACACAAACAAAUAGACUUUCAAAUGGUUUUUAAUCUAAGGUAAUCAAACAACACUAAAUUACAAUGAAACAUUCCAAUCGUGGUGUCAUUGGGGGCGUAUCCAGGGGGAGAAUUGUGGGGAUCGCAAUCCCCCUCGCACCAUGAGAAUCUCGAUUCUUAAUAAGGAUGUACUGAAGAAAUAGAAAACGCGCGCGCGUGCUGUGUGCAGUUAUAAAGCUCGCGGGGGCUGGCAGUUUCCUAUUGUAAAUCACUAAUGUGACAUAGGUUUACUGUCGAAAGAAAUAAAUAUUGUUAUUAGAGAAGUGUUAGCAGAAGCACGAAGCGUAGCGGAGUGCUUCUCACACUUAUUGA